UUUCACAACGACAACAACAGUGUGCCUAUUACAAAGCGAACUAGGGAAAUCGGAUCAAGUCAUAUUGAAGGGUCUGUGAGUGAUACUCGACUAGACGCAUAUGAAAUAGUUGGGGCAGAAGUACACAGCCCGGGCGACUACGUGACCGUGACGUGCUCGGCCAAUUUCAGUGAAGUCACUAGCCACGAGGACAUCAAUGCCAUGAAUCAUUUUGUGGUACAGAGUAGUUCCAGCCGUAUGGACGCACGGGACUUGAUCGAGCCCCGCAUCAGAACCGAAUCGAUUCAAACAAACAAACCAGAGGUAACCGUGUUAUUCGCUAAUCCGUUGACAUCCAAUCCGGACAAAGAAUUCUUCCAAAGCAAUGUGAAUGCGCAGCGGUUUGAGGAGGGUUUCCUGGAGGUGAACUACCAAUUUGACCUUGGAAGUCCGUUGGGGUGGACAGGGAUCUGGACAGUGUAUAAUGGGUCAGUCAAUCACAGCAAGCAGGCGUGCACAGCAAAAGUGAACACUUCACCAGUACGAACAAACAGUACCUGGAACCAGUCGAGUUUCGAGUGCUUCGUGCAACCGGAACACCAGGCAAUUGUUGUAUAUGCAAUGAACUCGGUGGAUCCCAUAACAAACCGGACAGAUCUAGAACAGGCGUUUGCGGACUCCGUAGUACGGGUCGUCAGGUCAUGGUUGAGUGUCGGUUCGACCACGAACCACGAUGAGAGCAAGCCGAAAUUUGACACACGUACUAGUGGAACCUAUCGGUUGGUACGCAUUCGCGUUGGCUGGAAAGCUUCAGUCCAUAUUGGCGAGAAGAUAGUCAUCCUAGGGCGACGCGAUCAAUUCGGUCAGGCCAAGGUUCGCUGUUAUUAUGGAAAGCACUCUGAAGCGCAACCACUAAAUACCGGAUUCUUUGUGGACAUCAACGAGGAUGGGGAAUACUUCCGACUAGAGAAGUCCUCCGCCGAGUUGUCCGAUUCCGGUCUGUACAGCUGUGAACUGGAUCACUGCUCUCAGUGUGCGGACCAUCUGGGCUUUAGAGAACGACGCUUG
Opisthorchis viverrini is the source of this 1047-nucleotide messenger RNA. RefSeq lists its product as hypothetical. The annotation marks the transcript as partial. The transcript has a single exon. The record is from RefSeq and is a predicted model, not a curated record. NCBI's taxonomy places the organism in Eukaryota, Metazoa, Platyhelminthes, Trematoda, Opisthorchiida, Opisthorchiidae.